This is a messenger RNA of Portunus trituberculatus (swimming crab), 598 nucleotides long. RefSeq names its product defense protein l(2)34Fc-like. The record is from RefSeq and is a predicted model, not a curated record. The coding region runs from base 29 to 364 and encodes 111 amino acids. NCBI's taxonomy places the organism in Eukaryota, Metazoa, Arthropoda, Malacostraca, Decapoda, Portunidae. Gene Ontology annotation, molecular function: oxidoreductase activity, acting on metal ions. The transcript has 3 exons.
UAGUUCUCAUCCAGUUUCAUAUGAGAAAAUGUCUCGGUGCAGUGACUAUUCCUUUCUCCUAGUGUGUGUGGUGGGAUCGCAGCCUUUCCUCGGGUUCAUGGUGCAGGCGCAUGAUGCAGACAGCGGGCAAGCCGUGGGGUCCUGGCAGGUAACCCCAAGUACCCCAGCCACCACUAUGACCUGCAACAACCCGAACAACACUGUGACUCAUAACAGCAGGAAGAGCAAGCAACUCGUGCCCCUGGCCUGGAUGCCUCCUAAGGGUUACAAUGGCACGGUGUUCUUCAAGGGGACAGUAGUGACGUCCUACACCACAUAUUGGACAGACAUCGCCUCCACUCCUUUCAAAGUAGUGUCAGUGUAACAGACCAGCACUAUAUGACCUCCCUGCGGUGCCCCAUUCCAUGGAUUUCCCAGAUGACGCAAUCAUCCUCCUGGCCGGGCGCGAUCCUUCGUCUUGGGUCAUGCUGACAUAUUGUAUGAUUUGAAUAGUUGUAGAGGUACCAUUGCUUUUAAUGUUAUUUUUGUUGUUUUUGUUACUGUUAUUAUCAUUACAAUAAUAAUAAUAAUAAUAAUAACAAUAAUAAUAAUAAUAAUA